Messenger RNA from Yamadazyma tenuis ATCC 10573, 2796 nucleotides. RefSeq lists its product as uncharacterized. Gene Ontology annotation, biological process: Group I intron splicing. NCBI's taxonomy places the organism in Eukaryota, Fungi, Ascomycota, Pichiomycetes, Serinales, Debaryomycetaceae. Gene Ontology annotation, cellular component: ribonucleoprotein complex. The record is from RefSeq and is a predicted model, not a curated record.
GAUGCGAUAACCAUGUACCGACUAAUACGAAGAUACUCCACAAAUGUUCAUAGUAUCAAAAGUGCCAUGAUCCUGAAGGAUUUUAAAGUAGCUGCUGAGUUGGUGACUAAAUCGGUCCUUUCAACCACCGAGUGUACCUCUUUACUCAAACAAUGCAGAGACACCAACGACUCAGCAGUUGCAAGCAUAGCUUUAGAACUCGGAAAGAGAUCCUUCAAGAAGAACCACCAGAAUACUUACUUCAUGUUGAUGUCCUUUAUAAACUGCAAUGAUCUCGGUACGCUUCGUAACUUGAAGCAAUUUUGGGAUAAAAGUGUACGAGGUAACUGGAAAAUUGAGUCUUCGCCUAUCAAAGCUUUGUACUACUCCAUAUUUGUACACACAUAUUCCAAUUUGAACCAGCCAGUGUUGGCUUUGGAGUGGUAUGUUCGGACCUUUUUAUCUAUUUCAAAGACCAACGAGAUUGCUUCCAGCAGACUACCUACAGUCAAGCUUCUUUGUCUAUUACUUGAUGUAAGAGACUGCGAUGGUGUUAGCCAAGUAUUGAAUAUGGUACACGAAGAAGAAACAAAAAAGCACACCAACUCGACACAAACUAGUGUUGUAACCAAAGCAACAUGGCUCAAUUGCUUGUCUAUGGCAGCUGAGGAAAACAAUUACGAAUUGAUGAGAACCAUUUACGACUUAUACUUAAUGAAAGACUUCAAAAAUGAAGGCAUAAGUGAUACUGACAUCCUAUUCCGGUCCGGUUUAUCUGAAUAUUUGGAGAACAAGGGUGUCACCAAACAGCUGGUUGAUAUUAUUUUGGGAAUAUUAGCUUCGAAUGGUGAUAUCGAGAGAACUUUAGAGUUAAUCGAAUUUUACCAUACUCACCUGGUGUUCAAGGGAGAAUCUGCUUCUCCCGGUGAACUGUUCAUUUUUGCCUUAGAGGCAUUUUGCAUGGAGACAGGUCCCAGUGAUUGGGAGGAUGCUCCAAAGGAUUAUGAGAAUUAUCAUGAUACAAGUGUGGAGAAGAUCUUGGAUCUUAUUGGAAUCUACACUGCCAGAUCUGUUGAUAGCAAACUUGACUACAAGGAUAUAUCUAAUUUCAUGUCCAACAAGUUCACUCACUUCAAAGCAUACGAUCACCAUAUCGAAGCCAAACUACAACAAAAAGAGAGUUUUAGGCUUCAUAAAGAGCUUGAACUUGUGCAGCACCCCAGUGUGCAGACUUCGCCAUUUGGAAACAUUAUGGCCAACAUGAAUAUCCUCAAGUCAUUUGUGAGUUCCCACGUCAAGUUCGUUCAAUCUCGUGAAUAUCCAGCAGAAACCGUGACUUUGUUCAUAAACUGCGUGUUGAAUCACAUCAACGUCACUCUGAACUUCUCAGGUAUUAUUCAAGCCUUGAUUGAAUUGCAAAAUUUGAAUGCAAAUUUCAGUGAAUGGCUAGACCAGGACCUGUACGAUAUUAUUUUGAACAGCUUAGCACAAUCAGGCUUAAAAAUGGUCUCCUUGCAUUUAUUCAAGUACUUGAGAUCCCGUACCAAAUUGACCCAUGAACACUAUGCGUGUUUCAUUUCUAGCAUUUUAAGGGGUGAUUUCCAUUCCCAACUUCAUUACUACAUGUAUUAUUACUCCAAGGACUAUGAUGGACAUAUCGGUCCCAAAACCAAGCAUCUAUUAGAAAGUCUCCCAGCGACUGUGACGAAAGAAAACAGUGAUACUGAGCGAAUAAUCAUGAACUUGGACAAUCUAUACUUCACUAUACCCGAACCAGAUGAUCCCAAGACCACAAAGUCCCUGCUCCCGGGAUUUAACAGAACCUACCAUUUCGAGUAUGACUCAAGGGACUUAUCGUACAUUUCGUAUUUAUUUAAGUAGAGUAAUUCUUACGCUAUAGAGGCUUGUGUUCAAAAGUUCAAACCCUCGAGAAUGGCUUGUUUUGCUUCUUUAUCGAAAAAAUCUUUCCCGGUGUUCUCAGCCAUGAACGAGUUGGAGAAACUCGAUGAGAAACUCGAGUUGAAAGUAGAUCCCAACAUUGUAGAAUCCACUGCCAUUCUCAUAAUAUUGUCAGCAUGACAUGCGAGAUGGUCGUAGUCCGAAUCUUCUUGGUCAUUUGUGAAACUCUCAUCCUUGAACUUAUUAUCGUUGUGAAACCAUAACAGCAGGCUCAUUGGAGGUUGAGGCUUUGUCAUAUUCACUAAAGAAGCCAGGUCCAUCUUUAACAAUUUUUGUUUGAGAUUCAUGGAACUCUUUCUUUUGGAAACAGGAGUAGAGACUAUCUUACCCUUUCCAGAAGGAGAAAAGAAUAUGGUUUUGUUGGUAAUGGGGGUGGUUCUUCCAACCUCUUGUCUCUUUGAGAUGGUGAUGGAAUUGGUCUUGAUUGGAGGAGGAACUGGUUUUAUGUUCUGUGAGUUUUGGAUAUAUCUUUCAAUUUUAGCCCUACUGAAUUGUAAAAGGUCCAGCAAAGGAUUCUCGAAAUCAGAACCGUCCUUUGAACUAAGGACAUUGUUCAAAGGUAUGUUACUCCUAAUAGGAUGUGAAAUCGGUACUGUUCUUUCUAGUCUCAAAGAGUGGCUGAGAAGCAAGUCUUUGGGAAUCUGAGGAUUGGCUUCGACAGUGCUGUCAUACACAGGGAAAGUAUAUUGGGAAGAAGUCAAGUAGCCGGUAACUGAGGCCGACAUGGUAUAUGUAUGGGUCGUCUAUGAUGCAAAUGAAUGAAGAACGAAGUAAAAAUAAUACCACGUCAACGAAGAAAAAUCCUUAGUUUUUGAAAGUAGGCUGCCAAGUACUUCUUUAUAAGGAUCUUAUAGCUGC